GCCCUGGCCCGCAAAGAGGCUCCGAAGGCGGCAGCCCCAAGGGCGAGCACUGUCUAAGGCAGCCAGUGAAGUGUCUUUGUUCAUGUUUCACCCUGGGCAAAAAGGAUGUUCAGAUGAAAUAUUAGAUGAGGCAACAAGGCACCACCUGUUCACAGACACUUUCUGUAGGGUUUGCUGGGCGGUGCUGCCAUUUGAAUCCCAAAGGAUGUCACACUAUGAGAGCAGAAAGCAUGCUCAGAAUGUUUAUCUUUAUGUCCAAAGUCAUGGUAGGAAGGAUGAGAGAAUGAGGCAUGACAAAAAGAAAGAAAUAAUGGAUUGUACCAGUUUUCAGAUGGAUGGAACGAGAAUAGUAGAGAAUAAGUACUGUGGUAUCUGCAACAUAAUUUUAGUUUCCCCAGGUGUUGCAUUGUCUCACCUCCGGGGGAAGAUCCAUGCUAAAAAGCUGAGGCAGUUAGCAGAAAGGAGCGGCCUGAUGGAAGCACAGAGCAUGCAACCUGUUUCUGAAACUGAGAUGCCUUCAUCAUCUCCAAAAGCAAGCUUGGAUCUGAACUACUGCUGGCUCUGCUGUGUUCCUCUCAAUAGUCCAUUUUCAGCCCAGGAACAUUAUGUUGGUAAAAAACAUGGAAAAAAUGCAGCACGGAAGAAGAUAAUGGAGGAGCUGGGAAUCAAACCUGUCCCUAGAGAAUCCAGAACAGCUGGUAAGCAGAACGUGAAAAAGUGAGGGCAGUUUGAGUGUUCAAGGGGCAGCUCUGAUAUUUGCAAGGAAAUGUUAGCCUUCUCCUUUGCUACAGAACAAGUUCACUUCCUCCUUUCUGUUUAGUUUGCCAUCCUGAUAUUCUUUGUCUCUGGCAAUUUUAGAUGGGAAGAUAUUUCCUAUUGACUUUUGAGACACUAAUCCAGUUAUCUCUGGAGUCAAAUCAAAGAGAUUAUAAAAAAUAGCUCAGUUUCUUAACUCCAAGGCCAGGAUCAAAUCAAUCUUAAGACUUUCUGUGCUUAAAACUCCACAACAACCUCCACAGGAAACAUUUCCCAAGAAUUCUUGAGCUUUACCUUCUUAAUCUUAAAACCCUUUACUGACACUGAAAUCAACACCCUCUGACUGCAGUGUCUCUCUUCACUCUGUGCAGAACAAGAAGCAGACAUAAAAAUUGAAUAAUUUGUUUCCUUUUUGUUGCAUUCAUGCUUUCCCUUAAUCUUUUGU
This is a messenger RNA of Meleagris gallopavo (turkey), 1201 nucleotides long. The record is from RefSeq and is a predicted model, not a curated record. Lineage: Eukaryota; Metazoa; Chordata; Aves; Galliformes; Phasianidae.